AUGGCCAAUGGUACAUAUGAUGUCGUAAUGCUGUCGCGGAGUUUGAACAUCCCUCGGCAGGGAGCGGCCAUCAGGAACCUGAACCACGAGUGCUCACGUUGGAGCAUUGAUACACACUCUUUCGCGUGGGCAUGGGGGGAAAGCGGUUUCUCCUUAGAGGACGUGGUAAUCCUCACCCGUCUUCCUCUUUGUGGGACUGCGCUCCUGGAUCCCACCAACCUUUCAACCGCGGACCAACAAGACAUCUUGGAAUUGCGGCAGCUGGGUAAGAAAGCUCAGUAUGGCCCUAUUUUUACUGCCCAGGGUGUUCGCAAGGCUAGUGCAGCGAACACAAAGAAAACUUCUUUUGCGAGUUGGAUUCGGUUCUUUUUUAAGGACUUUCAGCCUGUGAGAACAGUGGUUCCAGGCGUCCCGCGGGAAUUUGUUGCAGGCCCGCAUCAUGAGGGGAGGCUCCACAUGGCCGACUUUUUCGCCUUCUUUCUUUCUUACUUCAUGUUCCCGGACUAUCCCGCAGACAGCUCUUCCCCCUCGGUCUUUCUGCUCGUCGUUCUCCUGGCUCGCGGCGAGUGCAUCGCGUUGGCUCCCCUAUUCCUAGGGUCACUUCAUUGUCAACUGGACCUGGUUCAUGCUGACCUCGCGAGGUCCCUUGGUAGGUGUGACCAUCUUUCCAUGGUGCACACCAGCUUCAUUCUUACUUACUUCUUUGAGCAUUUUCCCAUCAUUGCCCUUGCUCCGCAUGAGUUCCUGGCAUCCUCCAGCCGGUCGCGGUCAGAGCGAUGGUUCGGUACCAACAGUGACUCCCUCUGGUACAGGGCGUGCGACGUCGAGGAAAGUUUUGUCCCGCGUCCCUACGGAACUACUACUCCGGGGGUGGUUGGCCUUGGCCAAUGCCUUUUGCCUACCCGCUCUUCUCUCUUCGCCGUGAGUGGCAACAAUUCGAUGGCCCGAGGGGUCAUCAAUUUCGCUCUCAUUGGCCUCCCAGGGUGGCUUCCUUUUGUCAACAACGAAGCCCACGGGGUAUCGGUCUACCGCCCAGAUAGAUUCGUGAGGCAGUUAAGUUUUGAUCAAGGGGUCCCCGGGUCUACCCCACUAGUAUGUAGCUUCGUUGAGUCUCAGCUUCGAUUCACGCGGCCGCACACCUCCGAUAUCCUUGCUCGGCUUGGGGAUUUGCCAAUCCCUAGUAGAGAUGAUGUCGGGCGUUAUACUUCGGGGUUCCGCCAGUUCUGGAGGAGGAACUUGGAUUCUUUCCUUCUUUUCAUCCGCGGGGAGGCGGGGGCCCUAGAGGUGUCUGAGAUCCGUACACGGGACACCUCACUACGGGCCAUUGCUGAAGUCCGGGGGGCUAACUGGCGCAGGCCCCAUAGCAUGUGGGUGGUGAUAGACGUCACCCCUUAA
Messenger RNA from Rhododendron vialii, 1395 nucleotides. RefSeq lists its product as uncharacterized. The record is from RefSeq and is a predicted model, not a curated record. Lineage: Eukaryota; Viridiplantae; Streptophyta; Magnoliopsida; Ericales; Ericaceae. Bases 1 to 1395 code for a protein of 464 amino acids. The transcript has a single exon.